UUAGCUCCAAUUUCCAUUCCUUUCCUCAUUUUAUUACGCCAUAAAAUGCAAAACCUUUUCUAGUUUUUCUCUUUUCUUUUCUUAUAGCAACCAAAACUGCACACAACACCAACAUAACACACCGCAAGCAGUCACAUUUUUUUUUUUGGCUUAAAACACACCCACACCACACAGAAGAAAGAAAGAAAGAAAGAAAGAGAGAGAAAGAGAAAGAAAGAUUAGAAAGAUCAGAAUCAGACAGGCUAGCUCCAUGUCUGACUCACAUCUAACUUUCUACUCUCCUUCGUCCAUUCUUGCUCUUCUUCCAAUCUUCUUCGUCUUCUUCAUUCUUAUCAAAAGAAAGCAAACCAAACCCAGGCUCAAUCUUCCACCAGGUAACAUGGGCUGGCCAUUUCUUGGUGAAACCAUUGGCUAUUUGAAGCCUUAUUCUGCUACCACAAUAGGGGAAUUCAUGGAGCAGCACAUAGCAAGGUAUGGUACAAUUUACAAGUCGAAGCUAUUUGGGGAGCCCGCUAUAGUGUCAGCAGACGCAGGACUCAACAGGUUCAUUCUACAGAACGAGGGGAAACUGUUCGAGUGCAGCUACCCCAGAAGCAUUGGUGGAAUACUCGGGAAAUGGUCCAUGCUGGUCUUAGUUGGCGACAUGCACAGAGACAUGCGGGUUAUAUCGCUCAACUUCCUAAGCCACGCCAGGCUCAGAACCCACCUCUUGAAAGAGGUGGAGAAACACACCCUCUUGGUUCUAAACUCUUGGAACCAAAAUUGCACAUUCUCGGCCCAAGAUGAAGCCAAGAAGUUCACCUUCAAUCUGAUGGCUAAGCAUAUCAUGAGCAUGGAUCCUGGGGAAAUCGAGACAGAGCAACUGAAGAAAGAGUAUGUCACUUUCAUGAAAGGGGUGGUAUCCGCGCCACUGAAUCUACCUGGAACUGCAUACCGAAAGGCGUUAAAGUCUAGGUCCACCAUACUGAAGUUCAUAGAGGGGAAAAUGGAAGAGAGAGUGAAGAGAAUCCAAGAGGGAAACGAGAGUUUGGAGGAAGACGAUCUUCUGAACUGGGUUUUGAAGCACUCGAAUCUCUCGACGGAACAAAUUCUGGACUUGAUUCUGAGCUUGCUCUUCGCUGGCCAUGAAACUUCGUCGGUAGCCAUAGCUCUAGCCAUUUACUUUUUGCCCGGUUGUCCUCAAGCUAUGCAACAGUUAAGGGAAGAGCACAGUGAAAUUGCCAGAGCCAAGAAACAAGCAGGGGAAGUGGAACUCACAUGGGACGAUUACAAAAGAAUGGAAUUUACUCAUUGUGUUGUGAACGAGACACUGAGGUUGGGAAAUGUUGUGAGGUUUCUCCACAGGAAGGCUCUGAAAGACGUUAAUUAUAAAGGUUAUGACAUUCCAUGUGGGUGGAAAGUCCUUCCGGUGAUUGCAGCCGUGCAUCUGGAUCCUUCACUUUUUGACCAACCUCAACAAUUCAAUCCAUGGAGAUGGCAGAACAAUGGCGGUCGUGGGAGUUGUCCGAGCAAGAGCGCAGCAAACAGUAACUUUCUGCCGUUCGGAGGAGGAUUACGGCUGUGCGCGGGAUCAGAGUUAGCGAAGCUUGAAAUGGCGGUUUUCAUCCAUUAUCUCAUCCUCAACUACCACUGGGAAUUGGCCGAAACAGAUCAAGCUUUUGCCUACCCUUUCGUGGACUUCCCAAAGGGCCUACCCAUUAGAGUCCAGGCCCACUCUCUCAUUUGAGCCAUUCAAAUAACUCACUUAGUUCACCCCAUAUAAAAGUAACUCCAACCAAGCCCAUCCAAAAUUCAAACUCAACUACGUCAACAAGAGUUGAGUUUCAUGAGAUUAAAACUUUCCUUGUGGCGUAGGAAGGGAAGACAAAUAUUAAGUACAAUUGUACAAACACAGGGAUUAGGACCACUUCUUCCCUUCUCUUCUCUUCUCCUUCCCUCUCUGGCCCGUACCAGAUUUUUACUACCCACUCACAUUGUACAUUUUAUAUAUUCCUCCCCACCACCACUCAAUAUUUAUUCUUUUCUUUUUCUUAUUUUCCCACUAUUGUAAUCUACCACCUUUUCUUACUAUAUAUAUUUAUAUAUAAUUAAUAAUCU
Messenger RNA from Vigna angularis (adzuki bean), 2097 nucleotides. Its product is annotated as cholesterol 22-monohydroxylase CYP90B51. The record is from RefSeq and is a predicted model, not a curated record. Gene Ontology annotation, molecular function: monooxygenase activity; oxidoreductase activity, acting on paired donors, with incorporation or reduction of molecular oxygen; heme binding. Gene Ontology annotation, biological process: sterol metabolic process. Bases 251 to 1726 code for a protein of 491 amino acids. NCBI's taxonomy places the organism in Eukaryota, Viridiplantae, Streptophyta, Magnoliopsida, Fabales, Fabaceae. The transcript is spliced from 8 exons.